GGCCUUCUCAAUAGUCACCUUGGCGAAUGACAGACGUGCUUCACUUGAACUCUAUGUUGUCCUGAAGCGUCUCAGUUCUUAUCGGAUAAAGAGGCACAGUUUACCGUAUCGCCUCUGCCCCCAUAAUCAAUGACUGGAUAUCGUGGGUGUUCUUCUUUUGAUCCGAUUCAACCCCUUUUAGCAACGGGCAUUCAUCGCCCAUAAUCUUGAGCGAUCGUUCGUAAUCAAGGUGUAAUUCAUGCGGGUGCAUGCCUGAUUGGCACGAUCGAUCGAGGAUUCAGGCGUCCAAGGUUGCUCUUGCCAGCCAGCCUUCCCCUCCCUCUUUGUAUGCAUGCAUGAUUGCUAUGCUAGAUAGAAGGGCCGGAUUGAUCGUCGAUUGCUUGUUCACUGAAUGACCUCGUAGUUCUCCAUGACCUCCUUGAACUUGCUCACGGCGCCUGGCUCGAAAAAAGUGGCCAUGGCCCGGUCCCCGGGGCUGCGGGCAUACGCUUUCCGCGUGUUGGCCCUGGUGAUCUUUCUAUUCACCUUGUGGUUACUGUACUCGCAUCUGGGCCACCAUGGAGCCCAUCAAGCCCUACCCCAUGGCAAUCAGAGUGGAAAAGUGGUAGUGGAGGUCUACUAUGAGGUCCUAUGUCCGGACAGCCGAUAUUUCAUCCUGAAACAACUUUAUCCCACGUGGCAGCGAGUGGGUUCUAUCAUGGAUAUCCAGUACAAACCGUACGGCAAAGCCUCGCAUCGCGCUAGCGAUGGUGGGUAUAUGUUUCAAUGCCAACACGGUCCUAAUGAAUGCCAAGGGAACAUGAUCCAUACGUGUGCCAUGCAUUACAUUCCGGAGUCCACCAAGCUUACGGAAUACAUCCAUUGCAUGAUGGGCGACAACUACGAUCCCAUGCAAGCCGGGAGAAACUGCGCUAGUCAACUGGAGAUCGAAUGGAGUCCCAUUGAGGCUUGCGCCUCUGGGAAAGAAGGUCAGAAGAUGUUGGCCGUGGUGGGGGAUGAUACCCACUCGUUGAGGCCUCGAGUGUCUUUCAUUCCAACCAUUGUCCUCAAUGGGAGUCAAGACAAUCAAAAGAUGAUGCUGAAAAACCUGCUCAAGGAAGUCUGUCGAAAAUAUCAGGGAGUCAAACCAAAAGAGUGUAUCGAAACGCUGUGAGUGCCCGGUGCUUGCCCGGUGAUUGGCCACAAACUGAAGAAGUCGAAUUUGAUCACAGAGGGACCUGCUUUCCGUGGUAGCAUCUCAAACGAUCACAGACCAGUCACAAGACACGAGAUUUUUAAUGACCAAACCUGGUGCUCGUGUAUUUUACCCAAUCUUUUUCCUUGCUUGUUGUUCUGUCGGUUUAUCUAAUUAUAUGCCUGAGCGUAGAAAGAGAA
Molecule: messenger RNA, 1374 nt
Organism: Tigriopus californicus
Lineage: Eukaryota; Metazoa; Arthropoda; Copepoda; Harpacticoida; Harpacticidae
Product: gamma-interferon-inducible lysosomal thiol reductase-like
Exons: 5
Coding region: 410-1153 (247 amino acids)
Molecular function (GO): oxidoreductase activity, acting on a sulfur group of donors, disulfide as acceptor
Source: RefSeq, a predicted model, not a curated record